Molecule: messenger RNA, 1107 nt
Organism: Drosophila yakuba
Lineage: Eukaryota; Metazoa; Arthropoda; Insecta; Diptera; Drosophilidae
Gene: meep
Product: ester hydrolase C11orf54 homolog
Exons: 2
Coding region: 78-1046 (322 amino acids)
Cellular component (GO): nucleus
Molecular function (GO): zinc ion binding; hydrolase activity, acting on ester bonds
Source: RefSeq, a predicted model, not a curated record
GGUGCUCCGGCCAGUCGCUAGUUCACCUCCAGCAAGGAAAGGCCCUGAACUCGGUCCGGAAUAUUUGCAGAGAUACCAUGAGCCAGAGUCACCUUCAAACGGACCAGCUGCUCUUCGAGGAGAGGCCGCUCCAUGUGCCGCCCCUCUCGGAACUGAAAAGAGUUAUACAGGGUGCUCUGGAUGAGAACUUUCGAACCGUGGAUGUCAGUGUGGGAGCUUGUCCGGACUUGAGGGACUCCCAGUUCGGCCUGGUGGAGAGUGGACUGGGUGGAAAGGCCACUCUUCUGGAAGCAGGUGGUCCGCCCUACUUGCGGCCCUUGGUGCAGCGCGAUAAGCUCUACAAUCUGAAGGAGAUCACGCGGAAGGCCCAAGGAGCGGGAAAGAUCUUUGCAGUUGGACCGGGAGCAGGUCCGUGGCCCAUUCGCCACUCCAACUGCGAGGGGAUCUUCAAUUUCUCGCUCAACGAGGAGGAUGAACUCACCCAAGGCAGCUACACGGCCACUGUGCGGGGAGCGAAUGAGGAUUGUGUGCUCGAAAGGAUUCCCGAUGGCGAACCCCGUGCUGCCCUGAUCCUAAACCUCUUUCUCAGCGAGGGAAAGCCAGGUGAAGUGCUCAGAGUGACCGCGAAACAGCGAACUGGAGGGGAAAACUUUGUGGAAUGCAUUCGCAAGGGCCUGGAGAGGCACUACGGAGACCAGGUGGUGGGCCUGGGGGGAAUCUUCGUGGUGCGGAAGGGCUGUGUCCACCAACACGUGAUGCGGGACUUCAGCAAGACACCCAUUCACACCCAGGAGCAGAUCCAAAACUGGCUCAAGUUCUACGAAAUGCCCGCCCAGCUGAACGCAGUGGGCACCCUGGUGACCAAGGACAUGGGACUGGACCUCAGGCUGCAGCACUUCCACUCGUUCUCCUUCGAAAACUGGGGUGGGCACUACCACUACGACACCACCCCGGACACAGUGGAGUACGAGGCCUAUCUGAACGUGGCCGAAAGAGUCAUCCGGGUGGACAGACCAGUGGUGAGCGAUCAGUUGGGCCGAGACUGAUUCAUCUGUCCAUCGUUCCUGCCAAUAAUUGUGGCCAAAAAUAAACGUUUUCGAGAAAAUA